AGAUAAAGAUGAGAGUAUGGAGUAUUUGAGUAUGCACCUGCCGGAGCUUAAGUUCGGUCGGAAGGAUGUAAAUGUUCAGGCGUACGAGCAGGCGCUUACCAGCUGGACGGAUGAUGUUCCCACGUGCAGGGAGAGUGGUGUUGGCUCAGCUAUAAACGAGCUAUACCGGAGGGAUGGAAGUAGAAUUCAAAUUCAUUCUUUUCAAGACAGAUCAUUUCGGUUUCGAGUAGAAGACUACGACCUCUGUGUUUACGGAGUAUUCGAUGGGUUCGGCGGAGCUCAGGUUGCAGAUUUUGUGACGAAGCGGAUACCGGCGGAACUGCUCUGGGGUCAACUCGUCCCGGAAAAGUCAGAUGAGGCUGUGAAAGAAACCCUACGUCAAGCUUUCAUUAGUGUUGAUAAAGAAUAUUUCGAAUCAAUAGGAGACAGAUUAGCUGCUAGAAUGGUAAUGCAGUGUGAUCCUCAGUAUUCCUCUAGCUCCCAGCUGGAGGAGCUGGAGGACCGGGUUCGGGCAGGCUCUGCUGGUGUACUGGCGGUUGUACUAGGAAACCGGUUAUUUGUCGCGAGUAUAGGAGACUGCAGAGCCCUUUUAUACAGAAGCGGCGAGAUUCUUCCCUUGUCCAUUGAUCAUACAAUAUAUAACGAAGACGAGCUUCUCCGUUUAUCUCAUCUUGGUGUCGAUCUCAAACUAGGAGUUUCCUACCCAGAGCUAGGAGAGAGAUCUUACACAAGGUGUUUGGGAAACUAUCCUGUGAAAGGUGGGUACAAGGAGUCAACCCUCCUUGCCUCCUGUCAAGACGAACCUGUGAUACCUGAACCUGAAGUUCUUGGAGGAAUUCCUAUCCAGGACUUCUCCUUCCUCCUCCUCUAUACGAAGUCUCUGUGGCACGCCGUGGCUGAAGCAACUGGAUGUCAAGAUCCGGAUUCAGAGAUUGCCGAACUUUGUAGAUAUUACUUCAGAGAAGAAUCAAGUUUAUCCGGAGUAGCCCAAGCAGUAGUUGACCAGGUUGUCCGGUUACAUCAUGACCGCCUGGAGGCUAGUGGAGGUAGAGCAGAUACAAGAGAGGACAUCACCCUUCUUAUCAGAGAGUUUGGAGGAUGCCGAGAACCUCGUGGGAAUACUCCGGGUAGAGGGUUGUCCAGAGGGUUGAUGGAUAAGAAGGAGGAGAAAACGUUAACCCGGAGUAGUGCAAGACCAUCCCGACCUACAAGAUCCAGUACAACUACUGAGAGUAGUGGAGUAUAUCUGGCAGGGAAAGAGAUACCUAUAGAUGAACACGGACGGAUACAACCCUACGUUGACUUUGCUCCGUUCUAUCAACUGUGGAACCAACGGAAGUUCUCUCAAGGUUCUUCGGAUAAGUGAGAAGACUGAUGGCAGAAACAGAAUGCAAGAAGACUAAUUAUUAUGUCAAACCAAAAGUAUUUUUUGCGUCCCAAAAUAGUAAUAAUCGAACAUUCCCUUCAUUCCGAAGCUGCUUAAAUAUUAACCGCCCCCCCCCCCCAACAAAAAAAAAACUCUUUCAGAAAAUGCGCAAAGUCAUAUCCCAGUUCAGGGAACUCGGAACUAUACUCUGAAAGAGCUUAUAAUUGACAAAGUCUUUCUGAAUUGUGCGUAUCUCGUGCAUGAGAUUUUUAUUUUACGAAAACUGUCACAAAUAAUUAGGCACGGGUUCAAAGUAGUGCUGGGCAUCUUAUUUGAUCUGCAUAUCAAACAAUCGGGGUGUUUUGGAUUUCAAGAAGUUUUGCAAAAAUUAUUGCUUUACAACUUAACCGGUUUGCAAAGUGCAUGAAGAACAAACUUUCGAAUAUCAAAAUUUCUAGUUUUUUGAGGAGAAACUUGACAAUCAAAACCCUUGAAUGUGAUUAAAUUGGAUCCUGACACUAUUUCUAAGUGAAGUUUCAUCCUUAAGUACAAGAAUAUAUGUAUUGUAUAACAUUUAUGUAUUAUAUGUAAUGUAUCCAAUAACUAGUCGAGUUGCUAUUAUUAUAAUAAAUGAAGUAAUUCUCUCGUUU
Messenger RNA from Eurytemora carolleeae, 2016 nucleotides. RefSeq names its product TGF-beta-activated kinase 1 and MAP3K7-binding protein 1. The transcript has 9 exons. Lineage: Eukaryota; Metazoa; Arthropoda; Copepoda; Calanoida; Temoridae. Gene Ontology annotation, biological process: protein dephosphorylation. Gene Ontology annotation, molecular function: protein serine/threonine phosphatase activity. The record is from RefSeq and is a predicted model, not a curated record. The coding region runs from base 17 to 1366 and encodes 449 amino acids.